Molecule: messenger RNA, 606 nt
Organism: Zingiber officinale
Lineage: Eukaryota; Viridiplantae; Streptophyta; Magnoliopsida; Zingiberales; Zingiberaceae
Exons: 3
Coding region: 1-606 (201 amino acids)
Biological process (GO): DNA integration
Molecular function (GO): nucleic acid binding
Source: RefSeq, a predicted model, not a curated record
AUGGGUAGAAGUCAUAGCCUCUCCUACCAGCGAUGCCAAAAUGUUAUUAGCGAUGGGGGCUCACACUUCAUUGAAAGGCAGUUUGAAAAUUUGUUAAAGAAAUACAGAGUCAGCCACAAAGUAGGGACACCUUACCAUCCCCAGACAAAUGGACAAGCUGAGAUUUCAAACAGGGAGAUCAAAGCAAUAUUAGAAAAGACAGUGUCCAACUCCCACAAGGCCUGGUCGUUGAAAUUGGAUGAUGCUUUAUGGGCAUACCACACUACUUUCAAAACUCCAAUCGGUAUGAUCCCAUUUCGACUUGUGUACGGUAAGCCGUGUCAUCUCUCGGUGGAACUGGCACACAAGACUUACUGGGCAAUAAAACAGUUUAAUAUGGACUUGAAGCUAGCUGGAGACAAGAGAAAGCUACAAUUAAAUGAACUUGAUGAGUUGAGGAUGGAUGGCUAUGAACAUGCCAAAUCCCACAAAGAGAGGACAAAGAGGUGGCAUGAUCAACAUAUCAUGCGAAGGGAAUUCAAAGAAGGGGACUUAGAUGUGCAUAGCCUCCACGAGCUGGCCAUGGGUGUUUUCAUGGGUGUGGAGGCGAUGGAGGAGCUAAAAUAA